Molecule: messenger RNA, 738 nt
Organism: Purpureocillium lilacinum
Lineage: Eukaryota; Fungi; Ascomycota; Sordariomycetes; Hypocreales; Ophiocordycipitaceae
Source: RefSeq, a predicted model, not a curated record
AUGGGCCCGGACCCGUAUUCAGAAGAUGGGGAGCCACUUCUCGGUCGGAGAUCCGAGUGUCAGCCAACCCGUCCCGUCCGCUCCGGGACCAGGCGAUGCACUAAACACGGGCCGAUCUUAUCAGAUGUGAAUCAUAACAUGAGCCCACAAAAAGGUGCUGACAGGCUUACUGCCGGACGGCCGGUUAACACCGCCUGGUUGUGUCUUGCCCAGAUGGCGCGGCCAAAGGCCCAUCGGUCUAGCUCCUUGGAGUGUAAAUGCCCCUUGUUCGUUCACUUAUCUGAGUCAAGGCACUCACUCACAAAUCCUUUCACAAAAGAAGCAAGCGUUUUGUCCCAAAAUAACAAAAGCCAGCUACCUACCAAAGAGGCUUAUAAAUGCUUCACAUGGACGCAUGGCGCCCUGUCAGCUCGAUAUGCAGCUGACCCGUGCUCCCGCGCCCGAAACCUGGGGAUGGGUGUCGGCACCGGAAGGUCCGCGGAUGCGGGCAAGUGGGGACGGCGGCCGGCGGCCAUUCAGGGCGAAUCCUUCAGCAGCAGGGCCCUGGGCCAGCCGGUGGCACGGCGUCGUAAUUCCCGAUCUAUGUCCCGAGCAUUCCGGCCGGCACCAGCGCGAGCCAGGGUCUCUCGGCCGGAAGCGGCUGCACCACGAAGCAAAACAAGGCGCGCUCCGUCCUGCGAGUGCCUGUUACAGCCGAACAAUUGUAUUCGAGCUUCAGGUGAUGUUUCAAGUAUGUAG